AUGUGGUUAGCUAGUCAGGACCGACUGAAAACUAAAUCAAGACUGCUUAAGGUGGGAAUUGGUUUGGAUAGCAACUGUGCUAUUUGUGAUACCUCUGAAGAAACAGUUAGCCACUUGUUCUUUGACUGUAAUUAUAGCAAAGAAUGCAGAAACUUGAUUUUGCUAUGGCUAGGGCUGCCUUGCUACAAUGGUGAUCUAAACAAGCUCCUAAAGUGGGCUAGGAAGCAAGGGUCCAGUAAGUUUACCAGGCAGACCAUUUACACUGCAUGUGCUGGGCUAGUGUACCACGUGUGGAAAGCAAGAAACACUGCAGUUUGGGAAGCUAGUGUUCCUUCAGUACAACACACUGUUGAGAGGAUUCAGAAGGACACUAAAGGCAGAAUUCAGCAAUUGUUAGGGAAGAAAGUUAGAAACUCUGAGUUGAAUUGGUUUCAUUCUUUGUGA
Molecule: messenger RNA, 444 nt
Organism: Spinacia oleracea (spinach)
Lineage: Eukaryota; Viridiplantae; Streptophyta; Magnoliopsida; Caryophyllales; Amaranthaceae
Exons: 1
Coding region: 1-444 (147 amino acids)
Source: RefSeq, a predicted model, not a curated record